AGAACCUCACCGGAGAACAGAACCCAAGUUGAUACUCGUCGAUCGGGAAACAGUAUGGUUAACAAGCGAGCGUGUUGCAAGUGCUGCAAGGGCUGCUGCUGCCUCAUCAUCAUCUUAGGCGCAAGCGCUCUCUCCAUUUGGCUGGGCCUCGGAGCUGACAACCCCAUAUGCUCCGUCGACUACGUCUACCUGCCGGCGCUCAACAGAACCCUGAACUCCACCACCAAUUCCACGUUGUACUUCAAUCUGAAGCUGGAAAACCCCAACAAUGGCAAGGGUAUUAACUACAACAACGUGAAGGGGUAUGAAAAGACGGCUAAGAAACCGGGUCAUGUGGACUAUAACAUGACGGUGGCUUCCCAGGGUGUUUUCCCUGACGCGACGGGGGUUUUCCGGAUAGAUUUGGUGACGGCCGUGAGGUUCAAGGUCAUGUUUUUGAGGAGUAAGAGGCGUAAGAUCAUGGUAGGGGCAGAAGUAGUAGUCGACGGGAAUGGUUCUAUGGUUCUUCCAAAGAAGAAGAAGGACAUCCCACUCAGUUCCAUGGCUCCAAAGCAGGGAUGCUGCAGCUUGGUUCUGCUGAUUCUGGUGAAUUUUCUGGCCUUGAUUAAUUUGGUUAAUUUUUUGUGAGUUUUUCUUGCUUUUAGCUUUGUCAAGGCUUUUGAUUUUUUCUUUUUUAUUCUCUUUCUCAAAAAGAAAGAAAAGGGUGUUAUGUACGAGGAAUUUGUUGGAAGAAAUUUGGGUUAAUGCCAACUAUUAUCCCUCUACUAUAAAAAUUAUUACCAUUU
This is a messenger RNA of Rubroshorea leprosula, 785 nucleotides long. Lineage: Eukaryota; Viridiplantae; Streptophyta; Magnoliopsida; Malvales; Dipterocarpaceae. The record is from the annotation of a GenBank genome assembly.